AUGGCUGAAAAAAAAUUCAAAGGAGCUCCGUUUGGAACACAGUUGAUGAGGUUUGAUGUAUCUGGCAUCUACCCUGCCUUAAAGAAAAUAGGAACUUUCACAGAGAUUCCUUACUGCAAGAUGAGGACCACUGAGCUGGAGAGGAAUCUCGGACCAGGCAGGUACAAUGUGGACAGGGGUGACUUCAGUGCUCCGGUCCUGAGGGAGCGGGCAAAGGGACCAGGCUGGAAGAGAGCACAGGAGAUGGCCUGGCUGGCACAUACACCCCACGUGCUGUAUAAAGAGGCCUGGGAGCACAAGCGCUUCCUGAAAUCAAAAGUAGGGCCUGGAACCUACAGGACUGCUGAUUUCAUGGAGCUUCUGCAGAAGAGGCCACAGAGUGUGAGAGGCGUGUGUGAGAGCAGGGAGGAGAGAUUCAAAAGCUUUUAUGCACAGACUCCAGGCCCUGGGAGUUAUGGGAAAGGGGGCAUCCCCACAGCUGUGCUAGAUGAGAAGAGGAUGCAGUUGACAGGAACUUGUCCCACAAUGGACUUUGGCCCUGCAGUGGAGCGAAUUCUAGAAGCAAAAAGGGACAGUGAAAGCAUGGGCAUGUUGCAGAAUGAGACUCCAGGCCCUGGGAGUUAUGGGAAAGGGGGCAUCCCCACAGCUGUGCUGGAUGAGAAGAGGAUGCAGUUGACAGGAACUUGUCCCACAAUGGACUUUGGCCCCGCAGUGGAGCGCAUUCUAGAAGCAAAAAGGAGAAUAUCAAGUGUGGACUCAGGUGAGAAAAUCAGUAUGAGUUUGUUUGUAGAAGACUUGAACAGACCAGAGAAGAGGAAACAUGGGCUGUUCAGCAAGAUGUGUCGAAAUCCAGAGUGUCCUACAGAGAGGAUUUAUCACAGCACCUUGGCCCAGAGCCCUCGUCCAGCGUCGUUUCCUGGUCCUGGCUGGUACACUGUACACCCCCCGUCUGGAAUAGUAAAUCAGGACCCACCACCUUUCCUGUCUUCUACCCCUCGUAUCAGUGAGAGGGCAGAGAGACUGCAGAACAGCAACUACAAUAAUGUAAGGUGCAUGCUGGGUCCAGGAACAUACAAAAUCGACAAGAAAGAUCAACGAACAACAUUGCACAGCCAUCAUUCUGCUUUCAAGUCACAUACACAGCGAUACCUCCACAACCUGGAGAGAGACAGGUUUAACCAGGAGAGACUGCAACCCAUUCACUUUCCUGUUAACAAGGGGUCUUAG
Molecule: messenger RNA, 1227 nt
Organism: Conger conger (European conger)
Lineage: Eukaryota; Metazoa; Chordata; Actinopteri; Anguilliformes; Congridae
Product: ciliary microtubule-associated protein 2-like
Exons: 10
Coding region: 1-1227 (408 amino acids)
Source: RefSeq, a predicted model, not a curated record